Molecule: messenger RNA, 2463 nt
Organism: Manduca sexta (tobacco hornworm)
Lineage: Eukaryota; Metazoa; Arthropoda; Insecta; Lepidoptera; Sphingidae
Gene: Nmt
Product: glycylpeptide N-tetradecanoyltransferase 2
Exons: 1
Coding region: 305-1717 (470 amino acids)
Biological process (GO): N-terminal peptidyl-glycine N-myristoylation
Cellular component (GO): cytoplasm
Molecular function (GO): glycylpeptide N-tetradecanoyltransferase activity
Source: RefSeq, a predicted model, not a curated record
AGCUCUUUAUAGGUACUUACUCUAAGCAAAAAAAACAUAUUUGUACUUCUUAGAAUUAAAAAAUAUAGAUGGCCCUACAUAGGUACAUACUUUUUUUGUAGUAAUAGUAUAGUUUAUCUUGGCAGAUAAGUAUUUGACCUUAGCCGCUUUGUAUGGAACGAGUAAAAAAUAUAUUUAUGGUUUUAGAAUUUGGAAUUUUCAAUUCAAUUUUGAGGUUUGAUCAAUCAUCAAGUUGACUUUUUAGUUGUCACUGUGUCAGAUUGUGUGACCAAAAGGGCCAUUAUUACAUUUAAAUAUAAUAAAAAUGGAAGACACUCAAGCUGCCCAAUCUAAUGAGUAUCCAAAAGAUGCAGAAGACAAGCAACAAAAGAAGAAAAGUAAAAAUAAAAAAAAGCGGAAUGGUGGAGAUGGCGACCACGAUGUGACCGCGGCUAAUGACGGGUUAGUGUCUACGCUCGAUGCUGAUGGACAUCAAAACAUUUCUCUAAAAGACUUGAAAAUGGCAAUGGAAGUAUUAAAUUUACAGCAAAAACCCGCCAAAACAGCCGAAGAAGCUUUACAUAAAUCUUAUCAAUUUUGGUCUACUCAGCCUGUUCCUAAAAUGGAUGAAAAAAUUGUCUCAAACGAACCUAUAGAACCUCCUAAGACACGAGACGAAAUUCGUGCUGAACCUUAUACCCUACCAGAUGGAUUUAAAUGGGACACGCUUAAUUUGAAUGAGCCUUUGGUGUUAAAAGAAUUGUAUACACUGUUAAAUGAGAAUUAUGUUGAAGAUGAUGACUGCAUGUUUCGUUUUGACUAUCAAACUGACUUUUUGAAGUGGGCUCUCCAGCCUCCCGGUUGGAAGAUGGAAUGGCAUUGUGGAGUUCGUGUGGUUAAAUCUGGCCGGCUGGUAGGUUUCAUUUCAGCCAUUCCGGCUCAAUUAAGAAUAUAUGAUCAUGUGCAAACAGUUGUUGAAAUAAAUUUUUUGUGUGUACAUAAAAAACUUCGUGCUAAGCGUGUGGCUCCUGUGUUGAUUAGGGAAAUAACCCGUAGAGUGAACUUAACUGGUAUAUUUCAAGGAGUGUAUACAGCUGGUAUUGUUUUACCAAAACCAAUUGCCACAUGUCGUUACUGGCACAGAUCACUUAAUCCAAAAAAGUUAAUUGACAUUAAGUUUAGUCAUUUGUCUAGGAACAUGACUAUGCAAAGAACGCUCAAGUUGUUUAAACUCCCAGAUACACCUAAAACUCCUGGAUUUAGGAAAAUGGAAAUGGAAGACACCGAAAAGGUGGUGAAAUUAUUAAAUGAUUAUUUGAAAAAGUUUGAUUUGGUUCCCAUCUUUUCAGAGGAAGACUUUAAACACUGGUUUAUACCUCAAGUGGGUAUUAUUGAUAGCUUUGUUGUUGAAGCUCCUGAUGGUGCUAUUACUGACUUUGUGAGCUAUUACACCCUACCUUCGACUGUAGUGUACCAUCCAGUCCACAAGACAUUAAAAGCUGCAUAUUCAUUUUAUAAUGUAGCCACGAAAACCCCUUGGACCGAUCUUAUGCUUGAUGGACUAAUAACAGCAAGAAAUUCUGGUUUUGAUGUUUUCAAUGCUCUGGACCUGAUGGACAACAAAAAGUUUCUUGAGCCUCUCAAAUUUGGUAUAGGUGAUGGAAACUUGCAGUAUUACUUAUACAAUUGGAGAUGUCCAAGUAUGGCACCAAAUAAAAUUGGCUUGGUUCUUCAAUAACAGAUUACUGCUGUAAAUUAUAUUGGUGAUUUUUGUUUUCUGUCACAUUAUGUAAAGUGUUUUUAUAAAUUAAAAUAUAGCUUUAGUAUAGUGUCUUUUGCAUUGUAAUACCAUUAGCUACCUGUAAUAUAAGCUGCAAUGUGCAAUUUUGAAUAAUGGUCAUGAUGAGCUACAGUCCUCAUAACAACUGUUGGUAUUGUAUUCCUUUAAACACAUUUCGUGCCUUUUUUCUACUUGUCAUAAGAAUACUUGGUAAAUUAUUUAGAUUCAAUGCUUAAUUAUUAUAAGUAUUAAAAUUUUGUACAGAAUAUGUAAGGGUGUACAAUAAUUUGGUAAAUUAGCAAAUGUAAAUCAACAAAAUCCUUUAAUUUAUAAUUUAACAUAAAUACUGUUGCUCAGACCAAAAUUUUAGAAGUCUAAUAAGAACAUAAUGUUAGGUACAUGCAUUUGUAGGCAGUAACUGUUUCAGAAGUCGAGAAAUGCAAGGGAUUCUGGACAAACAUAAUCAUGCAUUUUAACCAAUUAAAACCUGUGUAAUGAUUUAGUAAUAUAUAUUGUUUUUAAACCAAACUAUGAUUAUGAAGUUUCUAAGGUAUACUUAUCUAAAAAUAUUUUUUAUUUUAAUUGGAUUGCGGCAUUAAUUGCUUUAUAUCCUAUAAUAGUAAAUAACUAUUUGCUUUUACUUUUGUGUUAUGUGAAACAUUUUAUGUAUGUACCUGUCUGAAUAAAUAAAACGAGACAUUUCA